Molecule: messenger RNA, 1868 nt
Organism: Anoplopoma fimbria (sablefish)
Lineage: Eukaryota; Metazoa; Chordata; Actinopteri; Perciformes; Anoplopomatidae
Gene: ftr67
Product: finTRIM family, member 67
Exons: 7
Coding region: 87-1451 (454 amino acids)
Molecular function (GO): zinc ion binding
Source: RefSeq, a predicted model, not a curated record
CUCGCUUCCUGUAAACAAAGCAGCAGCUGUCUGUCAGUCAGUCUCUCGUGUUUUCUCGUUUCCAGCCUUUCUGUUCCGACCUUACGAUGGCUCAAGCCGGCCUGCUGCUGGACAAGGACCAGUUCAACUGCUCGGUGUGUCUGGACGUGCUGCGGGACCCGGUGACCAUCCCAUGCGGACACAGCUACUGCUCGGACUGCAUCCAGAACUACUGGGACCAGGACGACUACCUCGGGGUGUUCGUGUGUCCGCAGUGCAGACACAGCUUCAACCCGAGGCCACUGCUCGCCAGGAACACCAUGCUGGCCGACGUGGUGGAGAAAUUCAAAAAGACUGGACUGCAAGAAGCCACGACGACGACUGCGACUGUUGGCCAGAGCUUCGCUGAGGCCGGAGACGUGCAGUGCGACGUGUGCACAGGGAGGAGGCACAAAGCGGUGAAGUCCUGUCUGGUGUGUCUGGCCUCCUACUGCGACCUCCACCUGCAGCCACACUACGAGUCUGCUGCCUUCAAGAAACACAAGCUGGUGUCGGCCUCCAAGAAGCUCCAGGAGACGAUCUGCAGCCGACACGACAAGCUGCUGGAGGUGUACUGCCGCACCGACAAGCAGUGCAUCUGUUACCUGUGUCUGACAGACGAGCACAAGGGCCACGACACGGUGCUGGCAGAGGCCGAGAUACAACACAAGCAGAGGCAGCUUGGUGACCUGAAGCAGAGCUCUCAUCUGAGGAUCCAUCAAAGGGAAAAGGGAGCCCAGGAGAUCAGACAAGCCAUUUUCUCUCUCUCUCGUUCUGCUCGGGUGGCAGCGGCGGAGAGCGACGCCCUCUUCACCGAACUGAUCCGGUCGAUCGAGCUGAAGCGUUUCGAGGUGAGGGAGCUGAUCAAUGCCCAGGAAAAGACCGCCGUCAGUCAGGCUGAGCAGCUGCUGGAGAAGAUCCAGAAGGAGAUCGCAGAGCUGAAGAAGAACGAGGCUGAAUUGGACAAACUUUCCCACACCGAGGACCACGUCCGCUUCCUUCAGAGUUGUCAGUCUCUCCAUGCUCCACCUGUGCUGCCAGCUUUGCCUUUGGUCACUGUUGACCCCAACCUCACCUUUGGCCCAGUGAUGACAGCUGUGGAAGAUUUUAAAGGACUGUUGCAGGAGGUCUGCCAGGGAGGAUUUGUUUGCAUCUAUGAGAAAGUGAGGGAUAUAGUGAUUGUAAGUCCUCCAAACCCUGCUGUACAGCCGGACACAACACAGCCCAGUGAUGGUGAAUCAGCAGCACAAAUAGAAGCAACACUAAUGAUCCCUCCAGCUGGCCUAGACCAAUUUCCUGUGAACCCUCUUAACCCUUUUCUCACUCCUGGAUCUGGUGUGCCCACCUUUGCCUUCUCACCACUUGGCACCAAACUGUUCUCGGGAUCCAGACAGAGACACCUUCAGCGACGCUCUCACCCGAGGAGGAAAUAGACCUGUAGUGGACAUCAAAAUCAACAUUUCACAUGAAUGAAUGUCAUUAUACCUCAGUGCUCUUCUCACACAAAUCUGUACUGACACUCUUGAACUGUAUAUUUAAUAAUUCACCUUUUGGUAUUAAUUUAGUUGUUGUGUUUUCACCAAUCAGCUACAGUGUACAUGCAUCUUGCAUUAUAGUGCAGAUGGGAAAGACAAUUUAAAGCCUGAGAAUAUCAUAUUAACAAUGCAUUUACUUAAAGUAUUAAGCAGCAUGACGUAUGACUGUAACACUCCAUCUUUUCUUUUAGUAUUUGAAAGGAAAUUGCCUGGAAACUCAGUCGUGUUUUAAUUUUUUUUAACAAGGUAAUGCUUUUAUAAUGUUUUAAUUUAAAUUACAUUACAAUUUUGCUUUGCAGACAUGUGUAGUAACAU